GAAGCGCCAAGCGCGCUGGGGAGCGCAGCUGCGGGCGUGGGGGUGGCAGGAGCCGCGGAGCCGGCACCGAGAGCGGCUGCGGCUGGAGCCGGCGGUCCAGACAAAGGCGACGGGCUGGUUGUGAAGUUUGUGGAUGUUUGACUGAAACCUGGAACCCAAAUGAGAAGAAACCUUCAAGGAACAACUUCUGUUGAUAGUGAGUCUACAGUUGUCUGUAUGCAUAAUAUGGAAUGUUCUUAGCCCACAGAUAGCUAAAUGGGUGACUCCAUUGACAAGGAGUGACUUGGCAGACACAAGGUUUCCAAGGGCACCACAGCAUUUCCUCUGAACUUUGUCCAAAAAGUCUAUCAGAUGCUUGAUUCUUCCUUACCUGUACACCUCCAUCUGUCCUAUGUUGUUGCCAAAGCACAGGUGCUGCAGACUACCUGUUAGACGCCCUGCGUCAAGACAACAAUUUUUGUACCUUCCUGGUGGUUGAGAAGCGAGUCUCUGUAGAACAAGAAGGAAAGAAAGGAAAACAGAUUGACUUUCUUCAUUAAAUUGACUGUAUAAGAUACUUGACUUCCAGGAACAAGAACACAGAGAAGUAAUAAAAUUAUUUUUUUAGCAUCAUUGGACAUUCAGCAUAUCAAGGAGCUUGCUUUGUGAAGUUUCCUGAGCCAAGAUUUGAAAACUUCAUUGGUGCUCAUUUAUACUGUGGACUGUAAGCAUGAGUGAAUUCUGGUUGUGUUUCAACUGCUGUAUUGCAGAACAGCCUCAGCCUAAAAGGCGCCGGCGGAUUGACCGAAGUAUGAUUGGCGAGCCAACAAAUUUUGUGCACACGGCUCAUGUAGGAUCGGGAGACCUAUUCAGUGGAAUGAAUUCAGUUAGCUCCAUUCAGAACCAGAUGCAGUCCAAGGGGGGCUACGGGGGUGGGAUGUCUGCCAGUGUGCAGAUGCAGCUUGUGGAUACGAAGGCUGGAUAGCCCCGAGUCCUGUCUCCUGUCAUUGUGAAUUUGUAUUUUCUCUUUUCACUCCUCUUUAAUUUGUUGUUGUGAUUCCUUUUCAAAUACAAAAAAGAAGUGUGAUGGCAUCUUGUUCGCCUUGUUGUGAUUUCUCCAGUGAGACGUUCUUGUUCUGCUCUGAAGAAGCUGUUGUCAGAUGAACCUUGCAUUUCCUUCAGCUGGCAUGCAUGCCUUUGGACUCACGGACUUUGGAUCGUGGCUUCAUUUUUAUCAAUUAUGGAUCUGAUCUUAGCAUGAUCUUUUUUUGUGAAUGCUAGCACUAUUUUGCAUUCCCCCCCCCCCCCCAUUUUAAACAUUUCUAUUUCCAUCUCCAGCCCUCUGCCUUAUGAGUUUGUUGGUAAGGUAGGACCUGCUAUUGUUAGUCACUGUUUCUGUAUAUUUUGGAAGGUAUGACAUCCAUAAGCACAAUGAUCAUUUUUAUUCAUUUGAAACUUGAGCAGAAUAGAUACCGCAUGCUUUAUGAAGUUGCUUUGUCUGGGAGCCCAGAAAUGAGUGUUUCUUUGCUGCUGUGGGCUGAGGGUAACUGCUGCUGUUAGACAGAGGUUAGCUGUGACACCAAGUCAUAUCAGUUUCACACAAACAAAGGUAACCUGUAGCUUACUCUAUAAUUAAAAUCUGGCAUUCAUAACGUGUUCAUUCAGUUGUAAAUGUUCGAUGUAUUUAUUCUGAGAGUGAGGACCUGUGAUUUGCGAACAGGUGUGGUUGUGUGUCAGAGUGUUGUGGUGAGGCCCUCGUCCAGGCUCAUUGUGUACUCACUCUGUUUUGACUUACUGUAAUAUGAUGAUCUAUGUGUUUCCACUAUUAACUUCUGGCCGGUACUACUAACUGCAGUGUCAGUGGCCUUUCCAUAUUCAAACCUGUUUUGGGGCAGUGGAAGUUAACCCAGAGCAAUAGAGUGACUUGGCCAAAUUGUUGCCAGUGAAGAAAUCUAUAUGGUGAUUUGUUAGGAGAUUGGUGAGAAACCAUUGCUCAGGCUCCAGAAUCUUUAUUCUUCAUAGAUGAUGUGUAUUUCAGAUAUUUCUGUAAGUACUUUCCCUUCUCUGUGAGGGCGUGGUGUAUGUAUUCUUGUUUAAAUCCUAUGUCCAGUGCAGUCCUAACUACAUUUAGUAGGAUUAAUAUUUUAUGCAGCAAAUGGGACUUAGGUGAAAAUGUAGACAGCUAAGAAAUUAGGUAAGUAAUUAUUUUCUUUGCAUCUUAGUCCCAGGUUCUUAUGAACCAGGUAACUGGAUAAAUAGCUUAUAUAAGGCAAACCAGGAAAGUGGUGCUUCUGAAUAGAACUGACCUGUGCAGUGAGGCGCUGGAUUCCUCAGUGCUUGUAUUUCAACAGUUGGAGGCUUCAUAGGUGUCAGUCCCAGAGAGAAUCUGUCAAGGAAACAUUCAUGCUUACUAAUAAAAAAAGGCCGUUUGCAGCUUAAUUUACGGUGUGUAUACUGUGUUCUGGCAUUUGCUGAGGACCCAUGUCGUUCUUCUCAGCCAGAGUCUGUGUCCUGCCAUGCAUAGUGCUUUGUCCAAGGUCUUACAAGACAUUGGAUUUUCUGGGCCUUGUCCAUAGUGAUGCUCUUUAGUCUAUUUUGACUUUAAAAAUUAGUAGAACUUUUACAUAUGUCCUAUAACUCCAGGAUUCCUAGUACAGGGAGCCCCGCUUCUUUUGUCUUGAACUCCUGAUUUGUUUUACUCCUCUUUUUUCUAAUCAAGAUCUUCUGUGUGGACCAAAUACUUCACUGAGUUCCGGAGCAUAUCUCCGUGGUGACCCCAAGGCUAUGCUCUUGAGUGUGUAACUGACCUGCAGUAGCCACCCCGUGUGCAAGACCAUAUGCCGAGGGAAGGUGCCAAUAAAUUCAAGAAGAAAUGACAAAAAAUUUUAACACAGUAAUCCUAAACACAGAUUUUUUAGGGAGGCUUGAAGAUAGUGAAGGGUGGCAAGUUCCCCAUAUCAUCCGUGGGAUUGUAAAUCUUGGGCCAUGCGUCUCAUUUUAAAAUUGAAUCUAAAGUAAUAGGAUUGACUGUUAGUACUUUGCUGAAAUACAUGCUAACAUUCAGUGCACAGGAAACUGAAUGAAGGUUUAACCAAUGCCAUGGAUUCUGUCAGUGAUCUGCAUUCGCUACAAGAGGUGCUUUCCCAUGAUGUAGGCAGAAGUUGGUGCCAAUAAGAAAUCCAAUGCAGCAUUAUCGCCUUUAAAGAUAUUUUGUGAGUAUAUAUUAGCUUUCACUUUUGUUAUUAAAUUAUAGCAGUUUCAUUAUAGAGAGCAAGUAAGUUUGCCUUGAUUUUGUUUAAAAUGACUUCUGCUCAGCACCCAGAAGAUAAAAUUGACAUAUUUUUAUAAUAUAAGCAUACUUUUUUUGUACAUUGUGUUCAUUCAGUGUUGGCUUGUAGAUAUUAAAAGAAAGUAUUGAUUUUGAUUCAAUAAAUGUUUUCUUUCCA
Molecule: messenger RNA, 3425 nt
Organism: Lutra lutra (Eurasian river otter)
Lineage: Eukaryota; Metazoa; Chordata; Mammalia; Carnivora; Mustelidae
Gene: CDC42SE2
Product: CDC42 small effector 2
Exons: 7
Coding region: 710-964 (84 amino acids)
Biological process (GO): regulation of Rho protein signal transduction
Cellular component (GO): plasma membrane
Molecular function (GO): small GTPase binding
Source: RefSeq, a predicted model, not a curated record